AUGAACAGCAGAAGCAGCAGAAGCAGCAGCAAUGGUCGCAGCAGAGGCUCCAUUUCAGCUCUCCCCAGCGAGAUUGUGCUCAGGGUGCUCUCCCUCCUUGACUCCCACGUCCUCAUCACCAAGGUUCUAUGCUUGAACUCGUAUUUCCACAAGCUAGCUCUUUCCAUUCUCUACAACAAGAUUUACCUCAACGACUACAAAAUAUUGAGCUGGAACUCCUCUCUGCACGUCGAUCCUCUCUUCUACAAUUUUGCCCACUACUCCUACUUGAAAAUUGACUACCAGUUGCUUUACUCAGACUGCUUCAAUGACAAAUUGCCCCCAAGAGACUCAAUUGACUCCAUUAUAAACCAGAAAAUCCUCCACCACUCUUCCUUGGAUGAUAAAGAAAAAAUGGUGCUCUACAACUACAAAAGAAUAUUGAAUUUCUUCUCGUCCUUAAAAAUCUUCAUCUCUACUAUCAACAAACACCUCUCCUAUUUAUCUCUAAUCAACACCAUCUACUUUGAUUGGAAUUUUGUCUCCUUGCAUGACGAUUUUGAUGUCUACUUGCUAGAUUUGAUAUUCUCCAAAAUAUUGAUUCCUCUAUCAACUCACAACAACAACACAUCUCUACUAUUCAAAAACUCUAUAAUUCAAAAGGCUUUUUAUGACUACUAUAAUACAAACUACAAUAAUGUUACCAAAUCUCUCCUAACUCAACAAAUCAUAGAUUCCAUUUCAAACAACUUAGAAUUGAAAUACAUCAACGACUACUACAUUUGGGACACCAAUUUCAGCAGAAACUUUUCUUUUUUCCAAAAAUUCCAAAAAAAGUUCCUAUCAAACUCUCUUAUCAUCAAAAAUAUCGAUCUCCAUUUUUUCGGCACAAAAAAUUUCAUAUCAAACCUAACCUUCAUUGUCAACUCAUUAAACCUACUAUCAAACAACGACAACUAUAACGACUACAACUACAACUACAACUACAACUACAGCUACUACAAAAAAAAAAUCAUUUUUCAAAAUGUCAAAUCUCUAAACAUCUCAAUUGAUUUCGAUAACCCCCAGGACUUUACAAAUAACCCAAUCUCAAUCAAAUUCUUUCAAAACUUUAUCGACUUGUCUCUCCUAAAACACCUAACCAUAAACCAAUGGUGCUACCAUUUCAACCAAUGCGAAUGCAUCAAACUAUGGAUCUCCUUCAUAAACACCCUAAAAUUCUCCAAAAUAUUCAACAACUUUAACAACCUACUCCAGCUAAAUCUAAUCAACUUGCCUCUAUCAAACUUUCAAAUCUUAAACGAUAUUUACACCUUCAUCUUCUCAUUGCCAAAUCUAAAACUACUCAAACUAAACUACAAAGAUUUCAAUGACCAAAACAAUCUCCUAAUAAUAAACAACUACAACUCAAACUAUAAUUCCCUAAUCAACCACCUCAACCUAAACCUAAUCUCUCUUUCAAAUUUAAAUUUAUCCUACAUCGACCUAACUCUUGAUUUUCAUAGAAUCUUCUUGAAAAACCUAUUUACAAAUAACUUAAAUUUCGAUCUAAAGAAUCUAAAUUUUAAAUUCUUUUGCGACUGUCUCCAUUGCUCAAAUUUCAAAAAAAAAUUCUCUCCCUUUUUUGAUAUCUUUCAACACAAUAGAAAUUUCUUAAACUACAUCUGUACUUUUAUAAUUGAAAUUCUAAAUAACCUAAAAAACUCAUUCAGAUCAAAUAAAAUGCUAAAUCUAUCAAACUAUUUAGAUCAUCCAACCCCUUCAACCAAUAUCAAAUACUGCUACUUUAAAUUCAACACCACUCACUAUAUCAAAUCUUUCAAAAAAAACCAUCUCUUAUCGGAUUUUUAUAACAAAUUCGAUAUAAAUCUAAUCUUCAAAUGCUUAUCUCAUUAUUAUAAAUUCUUUAUAAAUAAAUUAAUUCAUUAUUUACCAAAUUUAAAAAUCAUCGUACUCGAUGAUCUACCUUUAAUUAUCACAAAAAAUAUUAUCAACACCACCACUAAUCACACAAAUAUCGACAAUCACUUUCAAAAUCACCUUCAAAAUCACCUUCAAAAUCACUUUGAUUACGAUUUAAUGUUCAAUAUCUCAAACGAUGACGAUUGGGUUAAUACUAACCAUGAUAACUUUGACAUUCAUCAAUUUAAAAAAGAUACUGAUGAUCUUUACUCAAAUUUUAACACUCAAAUUGAUCACCAAAUUAAUGAAUAG
Ascoidea rubescens DSM 1968 is the source of this 2193-nucleotide messenger RNA. RefSeq lists its product as uncharacterized. Lineage: Eukaryota; Fungi; Ascomycota; Saccharomycetes; Ascoideales; Ascoideaceae. The record is from RefSeq and is a predicted model, not a curated record. Bases 1 to 2193 code for a protein of 730 amino acids. The transcript has a single exon.